GUUCUCAGAUGCUGGUCCGUAUAAAUACUGUAUCACCAGCCAGAUGAACUGCAAACGCUCCACAAGGAUCUAACACCACCUUGGUCAGUCGAGCCAGUCUUGUUCUUGAAUCUGAAGCUGCGUGGUUCAGCUCACUAAAAUGGACACAGGGGUGGCCCACAUUCUCCUGGUCCUUGUGGCUCUAGCAUCGGCUACACCGGACCGAUACUACCAUGCACAAAAAUCCAGCAAAGCUCCAUUCAACACCAAAGCUGCCUACAACACCAAAGCUUCAUAUGGUACAAAGUCUUAUGAUACCAAGAGUCAAGCUGUGGAAGGAUAUCCAGGUCCACCCGGCACCCCUGGUGAGCCAGGUCCCAUGGGCCCACCUGGUCCUCCUGGAGAAAAUGGUGUAGGAUAUUCUGGACCACAAGGACCACCAGGACCACCCGGACCACCAGGUUACUCUCAACCAGGAAAGCCUGGUAGCCCUGGUAGUUCCGGAAAACCUGGUUCCCCUGGUAUCCCAGGAGAACGUGGAGCUCCUGGGUCACCAGGCCAAAUGGGUCCCCGAGGUGCACCUGGAACACCGGGAACACCAGGGCCUGCUGGAAUUUCAUCUGUUGGGAAACCUGGUCCUGCUGGUAUCCCAGGACAAAUGGGAGCAAGGGGAGAGCCUGGAUUGAAAGGACAUCCUGGUAUGCAAGGUUUGCCAGGGCCCAAGGGAGAGAGAGGCUAUGGGCACCCAGGUGCUCAAGGACCACCCGGGGCAACAGGACCAAUGGGUCCAUCCGGUAUUCCUGGUAAACCUGGAGCAGGUCAACCUGGACCCACAGGCUAUCCUGGUGAACCUGGCAAACCAGGGAUGCCAGGAAGAGCUGGUGCACCAGGUCCAAUAGGUUCAACCGGACCAAAGGGUCACACUGGGGCUCCAGGUACAGGAGCACCAGGAAAAACAGGUGAGAAUGGUACACCUGGUAUGCCAGGACUCAGGGGGCCUAAAGGUCACCAGGGUCAUGCAGGUCAGCCAGGUUCACCUGGCAUGCCAGGUGUUGGUAAACCAGGAGAGCCAGGGCUGCCAGGUAACAGAGGAUCACCAGGUACCCCAGGCACAACUGGCCAGAAGGGUGAGCCUGGACCCAUUGGUUUUACCGGUCAUCCAGGUGCUUCAGGCCCCAUAGGUCCUCCAGGACCGCAAGGAGCAAGAGGAUUCCAGGGAGGCCCAGGUCCAGUCGGUCCUAAGGGUGACAUGGGAAUGAUGGGUGCACUUGGGCCUCGGGGCAGCAAAGGUGAACCAGGAGAAAUGGGAUUCACAGGAAAACCUGGUGCACCAGGGUCAGUAGGUGCUCCAGGAAUACCUGGUCCCAGUGGUCCUCAGGGUCAUAAGGGUGCUACAGGGCAGCCUGGUUCUCCAGGGCAACCUGGCGCAAAUGGUGCACCUGGACUAAAAGGGCACACUGGCUCACCAGGAGGACAAGGAAAAGCUGGUGAAAAUGGACGGCCUGGGCCGAUGGGACAUAUGGGACCUCCUGGCCCUUCAGGCCCCCCUGGACCUAAAGGCCAUCCAGGUAUUCCAGGACCUCCUGGGGCGGCUGGCAUGACAACCAAAGGAGUUUCUGGUCCCCAGGGGCCACCAGGAACACCCGGUCCCAGAGGCCAAAACGGUGUCCCAGGCCCUGUGGGUCCACCUGGUCCCCCUGGUCCCCCAGGAGAGAUAGUAUACCACCAUGAAAAAAGCAUGCCAAUCAAGUCUCAUGAGGUUGUGAUGCCACAUGAAAUGAUGAAAGCGCCCAUGUCUGCCUUCAGUGCAGUGCUUACAACGGCCUACCCUCCAGCUGGCACGCCGAUACAAUUCAAUCAUAUCCUAUACAAUGGAGAGCACCACUAUGACCCAAAUAGUGGCGUUUUCACCUGUGAGGUCCCUGGCCUCUACUACUUCAGCUACCACAUCCAUGUCAAUGGUGCAAAUGCUCUGGUGGCCCUAUAUAAGAAUGAGGAUCCAGUACUUUUCAGCUAUGAUGAGUACAACAAGGGCUUCCUGGACCAGAUGUCCAGUAGCUCUGUGUUGAUCCUGCACACUGGUGACCGGGUCUAUGUCCAGGUACCUGACGAAGAGAGUAAUGGAAUCUUUGCAGCUGAUAACGUUCACUGUGCUUUCUCUGGCUUUCUUAUUGCUUCUACGUGAACAAAAAAGUGAUGGCAACCCCCCACCAGUAGAAGGGUACAGAGAAACUUUAAAGUCCACAUUUAUUUCAAUAAGAAUUGAGACAAGUGCCUAAGGACUAAAGACUGUAAUUGAAGCCGUUUUGGAUGUGAUUAUAAUUUUUUUUUCAAUUGUCCUGAAAUAUUAAUUUAAAUUUUAAUCAAUGUCAUUUGUGAUUUUGAAGUACAAAUGAAAUUGUAUUUCACACAAAAUGUCUUCUUAGGUGAUUUCGACAAUAA
Messenger RNA from Synchiropus splendidus (mandarinfish), 2421 nucleotides. It is a transcript of the gene col10a1b, whose product is annotated as collagen, type X, alpha 1b. The record is from RefSeq and is a predicted model, not a curated record. The coding region runs from base 140 to 2164 and encodes 674 amino acids. Lineage: Eukaryota; Metazoa; Chordata; Actinopteri; Syngnathiformes; Callionymidae. Gene Ontology annotation, molecular function: protein binding. The transcript has 3 exons.